Molecule: messenger RNA, 332 nt
Organism: Racocetra persica
Lineage: Eukaryota; Fungi; Glomeromycota; Glomeromycetes; Diversisporales; Gigasporaceae
Source: the annotation of a GenBank genome assembly
UUUACUGUGAUGCACUUUCAAUGGGUGAAUUGCUGGAUGACACCAGAUCCUGCCGUUCCUGGGAAAGUUACUUUGAAAUUUUUGCGAAAGUAAAGUCUGAUGUUGGUAGUGGUGGUUUUAUUAAUGUGGAUUUUUUUGAAAGAAGUAUCUUCCUAAGUCAAUCAUUUCCUCUUAAUUCAAACGUUAAAGCUAAUGACGCAGUUUCUGCAUCUGUGACAAUGCCAGUGAAACUCACAAGUUUACCAAGAUUAUACAAUAUAAUUAUUACAAUUACGAAAAGCGACAAACAAACUAUUGCUGCUUGUGGAUCAGGUGUAGUUACUUCUAGAUAA